Molecule: messenger RNA, 1197 nt
Organism: Sordaria macrospora k-hell
Lineage: Eukaryota; Fungi; Ascomycota; Sordariomycetes; Sordariales; Sordariaceae
Molecular function (GO): protein binding
Source: RefSeq, a predicted model, not a curated record
AUGCGGUCCAUUGCCCUCUGGUCGGCCAUAUCCGCCGCAGUCGUCUCAGCAUCAGAAACCAAGACAACAGCUGAUUAUAUCCAAGUCCCAGCACCAUGGAGAGUCGGUCAUUGCAUCAAGGAAUACUGCAACUUCGCCAACCCCACCAUCGGCGAUGGCCUCGUCCUCAUCAGCAACCCCGGAAACAUCGACAUCCUCAACUCUUUCUCCGCCCUCACCAAGACCAACUCCGAGCCCCCUCCAUUCGAAGUUCAUGAAAUCCCCGGUAAAGGAAUCGGCCUAAUUGCCAACCGAACCAUCCAACGAGGCGAAGUAGUAAUGCAGUACACUCCCUCAUUAGUCGUCCAAUUCGGGCCACACAUCGACCUCCCCGCCUCAGACCGAGAAGCCUUCUACCAAGAUGCUGUCAACCAGCUGUCCGCCGCUCGGCAGGAAUUCUUCAUGGCGCAGUAUGGCAAAGACAUAUACACCAAGAUCGACCGAAACGCUUUCCGGAUGUUCAUCAACGGACAAAAUCCCUAUUCCGGUCAUCUCGGGGUGUUUCCGGAGGUGAGCAGGUUGAAUCAUGAUUGUAGACCGAACCUCAACUCCCGCAUCGAAAACAUUACCCACACCACCACCGCCGUCCGCCCCAUCCUUCCCGGCGAAGAACUGACAAUCUCCUACAUCGACGGCCUCCUCCCCCUUCACUCGCGCCAGGAGCGCUUGCAAGACUGGCGUUUCAACUGCACUUGCUCUCUGUGCUCCUCUUCUCCCUCGGAAAUCGCCGCUUCCGACGCGCGGAUCCAGGCCAUCAGAGACUUGGAAGAGGAACUUGACAAGGCCGUGGGCGGCGGGGAUCUCACCACCGAAAUGGGUGAGCGAUUGGUAAAGUUGUAUCGAGAGGAGAGACUGCAGACGUAUAUAGGGCAUGCGUACACCAAGGCGGCGCUGAUUUAUGCCAUGUUUGGGGUGGAAGGAAAGGCGAAAGAGUAUGCGGGCUUGGCGGCGGAUGCGAUGGCGAUGGAGUUGGGUGAGGAAGCGGGGGAUGUGGUGGCUAUGAGAGAGUUGGCGGAAAGGACGAGGGAGCAUUGGGCUUGGGAGGUUAGGAAGGCGAAAGUGGAGGAGAAAAACGACGAGGGGAAUGGGGUGCAGGAGGAGAAUAAGGAGAAGGCACAAGAGGAACAGGAUAGGGAAGGAGUGAAGGAUGAGCUUUGA